Molecule: messenger RNA, 20024 nt
Organism: Nothobranchius furzeri (turquoise killifish)
Lineage: Eukaryota; Metazoa; Chordata; Actinopteri; Cyprinodontiformes; Nothobranchiidae
Source: RefSeq, a predicted model, not a curated record
UCUUUAAUAAACCUGACCAGAUUCUAGUUUUCUGAUGGAUUUAUUGAAAGAGAUGUGAAUGUUAUAGUUUGAAUGAGGAUUCAGUAUAUUUUAUGUGGUUGAUUCUGAAACGCUAAGUAUAUAUUUUCAGCAGAAGUCCAAACUAGAAUCUGGUCAGUUUUAUUAAACAUCAGAGCCAAAACAUAAACCACACAGAACAAGUACCUGUGAAUAUUUGGUAAAUAAUGGGUUGGUCCCGGCUCCUAACGUGUCUGUAGUAUUGCAUGUAUCUGAACAUAAAACUGAAUGUGUAGAUCAUGUGAAAGAAUGAUGCUGCAUGCUUUGUGCUCAUCUGGACUAAUAGUCAAAAUAAAAGUAUUCUGUCCACUUGCUUCUGUGCAGUUUCACUCAUUUCCUUAUUUAUAUUUUCAGUUCAAUUCAAGUUUAUUUCUGUAGCACCAAAUCACGACAAGACUUCAUUUAUUUAUUUUCCCAUUUGUAAGACACUGGGUUGGUUGUGUUUCCUGUAAUUUUAUUUUGAAAAGCUACAUGAGCUGCUCUGCCAGCCACACCCUUAAUUUGAUGGUACAAGCCAGGUGUGAGGAACACACACAGCCUGGAUGAAGUGCUGACAAGCAGACAGCUAAUGGACUGAAAUCAUUCAAUCUUUUGCUAAAGAACUAGCUAGUAAAAGGACUUAAAGGAAGACAGAUGGAUUCCCUUUGUGUUUUAAGCAAACAGCCAACGAGGUAUUUAUUUGUCUUUAUUUUAUUGCACAUUAUUGUAUAUGUUUUAAUUGUACUAUCCUGUAUUUAGUUUCACGGUUUAAGGGAGGUCUAAAGAAAGGAGGACAGAAGAGGUCCACAAUGAAAAGACGUCCAAUAAACCCGUAAAAUAAAUCACUUGCGUCUGUGUUGCUUGGAGGGAAUCAUAGUGAAACUCGCCUGUUGUCAGCAAACGCCAGUGAAGCAACAAGGACCAGAUGAUCUUCAUCUCUUGGACAACAGUGCAUGGACUGGCAGAUAAGUGACCUAUUCACACAUAAUUAAAGAAGACAAUAAAGACUUUUGGUGGAAGACUCUUUUGCAACAAGAAACUUGGUUGAUGAAAGGGUUACUGAUUCAAAUUGAUGUUACCAGUGAUUUGUUUGAGUACAUAUUGAACUGAAACUUGCUUUAAUGUUGCAUGCUAUCCAAAGGUCAAAGGAAAUGUAAUUUGUUACAUAUUUAAUACUUGAAAGGUCAAGGUGUUUCAGUGGAGUGUACCAAUUGAGUUUGAAAUUCUAAGCAUGUUUAUUUCAUUCUUAAAAUCAACAUUUCCUAGCUAGACAAUUGUUCAGCCAUGUCAGAAAGAAAUGAGCCUGCAGAUGAGGAGGAAGAUGGUGCAGAGCAGGGCCGGCUUUGUCGACAGGCGACACAGGCGGCCGCCUGGGGCGCCAUCUGAUGGAUAGGGCGCAAAAUUUCAAAAAAAAAAAAAAAAAAAAAAGUUUAUUAAAUUCAUGUUUGUAAUAUGAAAUGCACUCUCUGCAUACUCAAAAUUCCCCUUUGAAAUGACAUGAAAUUAAAACAUCAAUAUUUAAAUUCUAAUGAUCCGGCUGCAUUUCGAGCUCCCGCUUGAGCCACCGCUCCGAUGCAUUUGACCGUUAAGGUUGCCAUAGAUACGUGUGUGGGUGGCACUGUGAAGGACAUCCUGUUGUCGUCGCGUUUAAACGUUUGAUAUUUUACGAGGAAAAGAACGCCUAAGCCAUCGGGAUCAGCAUUCCGAAAGCGAAGGAAGGAAGAAGAAUAAAAACGGGCCCAAAGCAGAGGUAUGUAGACUUUAUAAGUUUUGCAAAGGAACUUUUUGCGUUAGCGUUGUAGCUAACUGCCUCUCCUGCCACGCACGGUCCACGGACGGACACUCGCUAGCUGUUUACACACACACAAUACAGUAUCUGUAACUUUAACCCAUUCAUUUUACUUUUGAAUCGUCGUGUCCAGAUGCAGUGAGACAAUGUUGAGUCUCACUGUGAUGAUGAGGAAUGUAAGAUUUUUUACUGGUUUUUGGAGCUUGAUUGCAGCCUUUUAUGAACGUUGUUUCAAGUUUUAAGUACGCAUACAAUAUGAAUUUAAUAUUUGUAUAUCAGAAGAACGUUAGGUGUGGGUGUGGCAAAUUUUCAACUUUGUCCGACACAUCGGGCGGGAGGCACCGCCGCGGCCGUGGCGGGGACUCCCCCGCUGCCGCCGGGCCCGGCGGGGAGUGAGAACUGCCUAAACUCAGCAUGACAUCUUAUGCCGUCUCUUUCUUGUUUACGCUGCAGCGUCUUCAUCCAGGCGUCACGCAGCAGCACAUUUACUGAGCUACAAUCUCAGCAUCUAGAACCAGAAGAAGAACCCAACACCAGCAGACUCCGUGCUCCAGUCCAACAGCCUGAAGAGACGCCAUCAUCAGCUUCAACAGAUGUGUGUGAACAUGUAGGAGCUGCUGGCCCCGUGGAUCCUGCUGACCGGCCACAGCAGUUGAACAAAAUGGAAAGUAGAACUUUCUUUAUGAUGACACUGAUGUUUGAGUUUUGCUUUUGAUUGUACAGUUUAAUGCUGCUGUAGAUUUUGCAUCCCCCCCCCCCCCAUGACAUUUGCACAACAUUUUGAGUUGUCGGUUAUUGUAAUAUUCCCAGGUUACUUAUCUUUCAAGCUUACAUUUAUUCUUCAGGCUGUUGACUUUAAAGAGUUGCUGUGUGAAUAUUUAAAAUAAAAAAUUAGUAACUAAGGAAUAACUGUGGAGUUGCUUUUUCCAAUGUGUGGACUUGGGUUUGGGUGAGGGGGGGGGGGGGCGCAAAUGGGCACUCUCGCCUUGGGCACCAAAUUACCCAGAGCCGGCCCUGGUGCAGAGCCACUGCGAGAGGAAGAGCAGCUGCUCAGACGUGGAGCACGCCAACGUACUCUAACAGAGAAGGGCAAGGCACUACAAGAAGAGAAAAUUAAAGCUCUUACACAAAGAUUUAACUACAUUUACAAAAAAUGGAAAGCACAUGUUAAAUUAUUUAAACAUUUGUCAAAAGAGUCCUCGGAGCCUUUAUCAGAGGGUCUACUUAAUGACAUCUUGGGGGAGGUUAAAGGGCUUUGUGCAGACAUCCAGCGUGUUUAUGAAGAUCUGCGCAAACUCUCAACUCCAGAUCAAGAAACACGGAGAAGAGUAGAUUUGCGUGUGGAGAUUUCAAACUUCAUCCUUUCUAAAGCUUCACGUCACCUGGAAGCACAAGCGCAGGAAGAGGAUCAGGUUUGGCCAGAAGCUGGCUCUUUUUGGAGCACAAGUAAAAGUGAAACAGAAUCCAUCACCUCCGUCAUAAAGAGCACCACCUCUGAGCAUUCAAAAACUUCUUCAGCAAAGAGGCAAGAAGCGGCUGCGGACGCUGCAGCAAGCCAAGCUGUUCUAAAAGUGUUAAAGGAACAAGAAAGAGAACAAUUGGAAUUACAGCGCCUGGAAGCAGAAGCCAAGAAGAGGAUAGCAGCUCAAGAGGCAGCAGCUAAACAGUGGUGCUUAGAGCAAGAGGAAGAAGAGGUGAGGAGGAGAAAAAAGAAAGAAGAGGCUAAAAUGACAGCUAAAUUAGAAGAACACACAGCUCUACAAAUGGCUCUAGAAGAGAAACGAAGGAGAAUCCACCAUCUAGAAACCAUGAAAGAGCUCAGCGCUGCACAGGCAAGAAUGCAGGUAUAUGAUCAAGGAUCUGACAUUAAGAAAGGGGUUAAGCGACCUAUAAGCCAUAAGAUGGCAGUACAUGUUAACCCAUCAAGCCAAACAAGCUGUCAACAAUCAUCUAUAACCCUUGUUCCACAACAACCUCUGAGUUCUUCCUCAAACCAAGACACUGCAGAUUUAGUUAAGCUACUUGCAGAUGCUUUAAAUACAAACAGAAUUCCACUACCCGAACCUUCAAUAUUCAGCGGGGAUCCGUUGAAAUACAGUGAUUGGAAGCUGUCAUUCCAAACCUUGAUUGAUCAAAAGAAUAUUCAGAAUAAAGAAAAGAUAUAUUACCUUCGUAAAUAUGUUGGUGGACAAGUUAAAAAUGCACUAGAUGGUUAUUUCCUGCUUGGAACCGAGUCUGCCUAUGGUUCAGCGUGGGAGAUCUUGGAGGAGAGAUAUGGAAACCCAUUUACAGUUGCAACAGCAUAUAGGGAUAAACUUCAAGCAUGGGCCAAGAUUGGACCUAAAGACAGCACCGAUCUAAGAGAGUUUGCUGAUUUUCUACGGAGCUGCGAAGCCGCCAUGGUUCAUAUCAAGGCACUGGAGAUCCUAAAUGACUCCAGUGAAAACAGAAAGAUUCUGGUGAAGUUACCUGAUUGGUUAACUGCAAGAUGGAACCGAAAAGUGAUGGAAAUGGAAGAGGAGAAUGGCCAAUUCCCUUUCAGUCAGUUUGUAAGAUUUCUGACCAGAGAAUCACGAAUUGCCUGUAAUCCAAUAACAUCAUUGCAAUCAUUAAAGCUAAGUGACAAAUCCAAACAACAAAAUGUCAAAGUCAAAACAUUAGUCACACGUUCGAAUGAAGAAACUGUCAACAUAUGUGUUUUUUGUAAGAAGCAUGGACAUUCUUUGCACACAUGCAGAAAGUUUAUGCAAGAUGAAGUCUCAGACUGAGUUAGAUUUGUCAAGGCUGAAAAGUUGUGUUUUGGAUGCCUCAACUCAGGUCAUUUCUCAAAGAGCUGCAACUGUAGGAGUGUUUGUAAUAUAUGCAAUAAGCAACAUCCUACUUGUUUGCAUGAAGAGCGAGACAAAAGAGAACAAAGGGCAGCACAAGUUAAGCAAAGUCAAGUUCAUGAAACUUUUACUCAAGGAAAUAAUAAAGUCAACCCACAAACAAGGCUAACAAGAGACAUUGUCACAGCUUCUACCUUCAAGGUCAUUCAAAUUGAAGCUACUUUCCAAACAGCUGCAAUAAUUCCAGUUUGGCUUUCCUAUGCUUCACAGCCAGUUCCGGAAGUGCUUGUUUAUGCAUUACUAGAUUCUCAAAGUGACACAACAUUUGUGCUAAGCGAUGCAGCUGACUCUUUGGAGGCACCCAAGGAACAAGUGAAGUUGAAGCUUUCUACAAUGACAUCACAAACUACUACAGUAAGGUCUCAACGAGUAAAUAAUUUACGAGUUCGGGGUUUCUACUCAAAUAAAAAAAUCAAUUUACCACCAGCCUACACAAGCGAUUUUAUUCCUGCCAACAGAGCUCACAUACCAACUGACAAAACUGCAGAGGCUUGGUCCCACCUAGAGCACCUGAAAUAUGACAUAGCACCCCUACAGGACUGUGAGGUAGGCCUGCUUAUCGGCUACAACUGCUCACAAGCCUUUCUACCAAGGGAAGUUGUGUCUGGUCAAGACAAUGAGCCCUUUGCUCAACGCACAGAUCUUGGAUGGAGCAUUGUUGGUCAUGGCAAUCCCUGUGUCGAGUAUGGAGAUGCAAUUGGAAUUCGUUAUCGUAUAGUUGUCCGUCAAGUGAAACCAAAGGUUGACGCUGCUCUCAAUCUAAAAGGUGAAGUUCACUAUGUGAACAGAUCAAAGGUUAAAGAAAUUACACCUUCAGACAUUAUAAAUAUUCUUGAGACAGAUUUUUCAGAGAAAAUUAACAAGGACUGUGUGUCUCAAGAUGACUUGAACUUCUUGUCCAACCUUAAAGAAAACAUAACUCAAAAGAAGGAUGGACAUCUUGAAAUGCCAUUGCCAUUCAAAGGAGAAAGGCCACGGUUGCCAAACAAUAAGAUGUGUACUAUGCAUCGCUUACAGUGUCUGGAAAGGAAGCUAAGAAAGGAUAAAACCUAUGUGAAUUUCAUGACUGACAUGAUUGUUCGGGGAGAUGCUGAAAAAAUUCCAGAGGAGGAAAUCUGGCAAAAUGAACUACCUGCUUCUAAAUACAAGAUGGAAGAAGUACAAGAUGAUGAUCCUGAACUCCGCAGGGCUUCAGUGUUUAACACAAAGGCAAAGGAGAGCAGAUCACUUUUAGAGCGCUUUGAGAAGUUCUCUGACUGGUCAAGAUUAGUGAAAGCUGUUGCCAGAUUGAAGAGACGAGUCACGGAACACAAAAGGUUGAGACAAAGAACCAAUGAGGGUACAAGCUUGGAGGAAAGAGAAGAUGCAGAAAUUGCUAUUGUCAAGCUGGUUCAAAGAGAAGCAUUUCCAGAUGAGAUCAAAGCUUAAAUGCAAAGGAAGGUGUAGUUAAAACCAAGUACAGCAAGCUGAAAGGGUUAAGUCCCACCUUGGAUGAAGAUGGAGUUUUGAGAGUAGGAGGACGUUUAAAUCAAUCAGCGUUACAUCCUCACAUAAAACAUCCAGUAAUACUACCAAAGAACAGCCAUAUAUCCUCUCUGCUUGUCAAGCAUUUUCAUGAAAGGAUUCAUCAUCAGGGAUGAGGAAUAACGGUAAAUGAACUCAGAGCGAAUGGAUGGUGGAUCCUAGGAAGCAGUGGCAUUGUAUCAUCACACAUCUUUAAAUGUGUUAAGUGUCGAAAGUACCGAAGAUGUACUGAAACCCAAAAGAUGGGUGACUUACCUCAAGACAGAAUGGAAACAAUGCCUCCAUUCACCUACACUGGCAUGGAUUGCUUUGGGAAGAAAAGAGGUUAAAAGAUAUGGACUUCUACUCACCUGUUUAUGUUCAAGAGCCAUACACAUAGAAAUGCUUGACGAUAUGACCACUGACGCAUUCAUAAAUGCAUUAAGAGCCUUUAUUGCCAUAAGAGGAAAUGUCCGUCUACUUCGAUGUGACCAAGGAACCAAUUUCAUUGGUGCAAAAAGGGAGCUUGCAGAACUCGUAAAAGGAAUGGACGAAGAAAGGGUCAAAGCUCUAAAAUGUGAAUUUCUAAUGAAUCCCCCAGCAGCAAGCCACAUGGGUGGCAUCUGGGAACGACAGAUUAGGACUAUUCGAAGUGUUCUCACAAGCAUUCUUGACAAUUCAGCUCAAAGACUGGACAGUUCAUCUCUAAGAACUUUGUUUUAUGUAAUAAUGGCGAUUGUCAAUAGCAGACCACUUACAGUUGAGAAUUUGAAUGAUCCAUCUGCACCUGAACCUUUAACUCCAAAUCACAUUCUUACAAUGAAGUCAACAAUUAUCCUUCCUCCACCUGGGCAGUUUGUCAAAGAAGACCUGUAUCUGAAAAAAGGUGGCGCAGAGUCCAGUAUUUGGAUAAUGAAUUUUGGAUUCGUUGGAAAAAGGAAUACCUGCUGAGUUUACAACAAAGAUAAAAAUGGCAGAAAACCAGAAGAAACAUGAAGGUGAAUGACAUCAUGCUUUUACAGAACGAGCAGGCACCACGAAAUGAAUGGAAACUAACCAGAAUAGCCGAGGUCUAUCCAGGGUUAGAUGAUAAAGUUUGAAAAGUAAGAUUGUUGGUUGGUGAUACCACAUUUGAUGGAAAGGGUAAACCUAUGACUAAAACAGUGUUCCUUGACAGACCUGUACAUGAACUUGUUACAUUGAUUGAAGCAAAUGAAAGUACUUAAGUCUGACCAGCCCCUAAGUUUCCUUAGAAAUCACACACUGGGUUUUGUGUGAUUUGGUGGGAGUGUAACUGCUGUUGCUGUUUAUUUCUUCAUUUAUUUAUUUUCCCAUUUGUAAGACACUGGGUUGGUUGUGUUUCCUGUAAUUUUAUUUUGAAAAGGUACAUGAGCUGCUCUGCCAGCCACACCCUUAAUUUGAUGGUACAAGCCAGGUGUGAGGAACACACACAGCCUGAAUGAAGUGCUGACAAGCAGACAGCUAAUGGACUGAAAACAUUCAAUCUUUUGCUAAAGAACAAACUAGUAAAAGGACUUAAAGGAAACUAGUAAAAGGACUUAAAGGAAGACAGAUGGAUUCCCUUUGUGUUUUAAGCAAAACAGCCAACGAGGUAUUCAUUUGUCUUUAUUUUAUUGCACAUUAUUGUAUAUGUUUUAAUUGUACUAUCCUGUAUUUAGUUUCACGGUUUAAGGGAGGUCUAAAGAAAGGAGGACAGAAGAGGCCCACAAUGAAAAGACGUCCAAUAAACCCGUAAAAGAAAUCACUUGCGUCUGUAUUGCUUGGAGGGAAUCAUAAUCAGAAUGACUUGAUAUUGAUAUGGUAUCACUGUGGGGUUGUAUACUGUUGAUCUAAAGUGGAAUGACCCAGUGGAAACAGCAAUUUUCCAUUUUAGAGCAUUUUGAAAUCACUGAAAGUUUGGUCGUAUAUGGGCAAUUUAAAAAGGCCUUUAUUUUGCAAAGCACCAUCAGAAUGACUUGUUACUGAUAUGGUAUCACUGUGGGGUUGUAUACUGUUGAUCUAAAGUUGAAUGACCCAGUGGAAACAGCAAUUUUCCAUUUUAGAGCAUUUUGAAUCACUGAAAGUUUGGUCGUAUAAGGGCAAUUUAAAAAGGCCUUUAUUUUGGAAAGCACCAUCAGAAUGACUUGAUACUGAUAUGGUUUCACUGUGGGGUUGUAUACUGUUGAUCUAAAGUGGAAUUAACCUGUGGAAACAGCAAUUUUCCAUUUUAGAGCAUUUUGAAAUCACUGACAUUUUGGUAGUAUACGGGCAAUUUAAAAAGGCCUUUGUUUUGGAAAGCACCAUCAGAAUGACUUGAUAUUGAUAUGGUAUCACUGUGGGGAUGUAUACUGUUGAUUUAAAGUGGAAUGACUAGUGGAAACAGCAAUUUUCCAUUUUAGAGCAUUUUGAAAUCACUGAAAGUUUGGUCGUAUAUGGGCAAUUUAAAAAGGCCUUUAUUUUGGAAAGCACCAUCAGAAUGACUUGAUAUUGAUUUGGUAUCAAUGUGGGGUUGUAUACUGUAGAUCUAAAGUGGAAUUAACCUGUGGAAACAGCAAUUUUCCAUUUUAGAGCAUUUUGAAAUCACUGUUAUAGCAUUUUGAAAUCACUGAAAACUAGGUGAAUUGUGGACAAUUUAAAAAGGCCUUUGUUUUGGAAAGCAACAUCAGAAAUAUUUGAUAUUGAUAUGGUAUCACUGUGGGGUUGUGUACUGCAGAUCUAAAUUGGAAUUACCCUGUGGAAAUAGCACUUUUCCAUUUUAGAGCAUUUUGAAAUCACUGAAAAUUAGGUCAAUUGUGGACAAUUUAAAAAGGCCUUUAUUUUGGAAAGCAACAUCACAAUGACUUGAUAUUGAUAUGGUAUCACUGUGGGGUUGUGUACUGCAGAUCUAAAUUGGAAUUACCCUGUGGAAACAGCAAUUUUCCAUUUUAGAGCAUUUUGAAAUCACUGUUAUAGCAUUUUGAAAUCACUGAAAAUUAGGUCAGUUGUGGACAAUUUAAAAAUGCCUUUAUUUUGGAAAACAACAUCAGAAUUACUUGAUAUUGAUAUGGUAUCACUGUGGGGUUGUGUACUGCAGAUCUAAAUUGGAAUUACCCUGUGGAAAUAGCACUUUUCCAUUUUAGAGCAUUUUGAAAUCACUGAAAAUUAGGUCAAUUGUGGACAAUUUAAAAAGGCCUUUAUUUUGGAAAGCAACAUCACAAUGACUUGAUAUUGAUAUGGUAUCACUGUGGGGUUGUGUACUGCAGAUCUAAAUUGGAAUUACCCUGUGGAAACAGCAAUUUUCCAUUUUAGAGCAUUUUGAAAUCACUGUUAUAGCAUUUUGAAAUCACUGAAAAUUAGGUCAGUUGUGGACAAUUUAAAAAUGCCUUUAUUUUGGAAAACAACAUCAGAAUUACUUGAUAUUGAUAUGGUAUCACUGUGGGGUUGUGUACUGCAGAUCUAAAUUGGAAUUACCCUGUGGAAAUAGCACUUUUCCAUUUUAGAGCAUUUUGAAAUCACUGAAAAUUAGGUCAAUUGUGGACAAUUUAAAAAGGCCUUUAUUUUGGAAAGCAACAUCACAAUGACUUGAUAUUGAUAUGGUAUCACUGUGGGGUUGUGUACUGCAGAUCUAAAUUGGAAUUACCCUGUGGAAACAGCAAUUUUCCAUUUUAGAGCAUUUUGAAAUCACUGUUAUAGCAUUUUGAAAUCACUGAAAAUUAGGUCAGUUGUGGACAAUUUAAAAAUGCCUUUAUUUUGGAAAACAACAUCAGAAUUACUUGAUAUUGAUAUGGUAUCACUGUGGGGUUGUGUACUGCAGAUCUAAAUUGGAAUUACCCUGUGGAAAUAGCACUUUUCCAUUUUAGAGCAUUUUGAAAUCACUGUUAUAGCAUUUUUAAAUUACUGAAAAUUAGGUCAAUUGUGGACUUUUUAAAAAGGCCUUUAUUUUGGAAAGCAACAUCAGAAUGACUUGAUAUUGAUAUGGUAUCACUGUGGGGUUGUAUACUGUAGAUCUAAAGUGGAAUUAACCUGUGGAAACAGCAAUUUUCCCUUUUAGAGCAUUUUGAAAUCACUGUUAUAGCAUUUUGAAAUCACUGAAAAUUAGGUCAAUUGUGGACAAUAUAAAAAGGCCUUUACUUUGGAAGGCAACAUCAGAAUGACUUGAUAUUGAUAUGGUAUCACUGUGGGGUUGUAUACUGUAGAUCUAAAGUGGAAUUACCCUGUGGAAAUAGCACUUUUCCAUUUUAGAGCAUUUUGAAAUCACUGAAAGAUAGGUCAAUUGUGGACAAUUUAAAAACGCCUUUAUUUUGGAAAGCAACAUCAGAAUGACUUGAUAUUGAUGUGGUAUCACUGUGGGGUUGUAUACUGUAGAUCUAAAGUGGAAUUAACCUGUGGAAACAGCAAUUUUCCCUUUUAGAGCAUUUUGAAAUCACUGUUAUAGCAUUUUGAAAUCACUGAAAAUUAGGUCAAUUGUGGACAAUAUAAAAAGGCCUUUACUUUGGAAAACAACAUCAGAAUGACUUGAUAUUGAUAUGGUAUCACUGUGGGGUUGUAUACUGUAGAUCUAAAGUGGAAUUACCCUGUGGAAAUAGCACUUUUCCAUUUUAGAGCAUUUUGAAAUCACUGAAAAUUAGGUCAAUUGUGGACAAUUUAAAAAGGCCUUUAUUUUGGAAAGCAACAUCAGAAUGACUUGAUAUUGAUAUGGUAUCACUGUGGGGUUGUGUACUGCAGAUCUAAAUUGGAAUUACCCUGUGGAAACAGCAAUUUUCCAUUUUAGAGCAUUUUGAAAUCACUGUUAUAGCAUUUUGAAAUCACUGAAAAUUAGGUCAGUUGUGGACAAUUUAAAAAUGCCUUUAUUUUGGAAAACAACAUCAGAAUUACUUGAUAUUGAUAUGGUAUCACUGUGGGGUUGUGUACUGCAGAUCUAAAUUGGAAUUACCCUGUGGAAAUAGCACUUUUCCAUUUUAGAGCAUUUUGAAAUCACUGUUAUAGCAUUUUGAAAUCACUGAAAAUUAGGUCAAUUGUGGACAAUAUAAAAAGGCCUUUACUUUGGAAGGCAACAUCAGAAUGACUUGAUAUUGAUAUGGUAUCACUGUGGGGUUGUAUACUGUAGAUCUAAAGUGGAAUUACCCUGUGGAAACAGCAAUUUUCCAUUUUAGAGCAUUUUGAAAUCACUGUUAUAACAUUUUGAAAUCACUGAAAAUUAGGUCAAUUGUGGACAAUUUAAAAAGACCUUUAUUUUGGAAAGCAACAUCAGAAUGACUUGAUAUUGAUGUGGUAUCACUGUGGGGUUGUAUACUGUAGAUCUAAAGUGGAAUUAACCUGUGGAAAUAGCACUUUUCCAUUUUAGAGCAUUUUUGAAAUCACUGUUAUAGCAUUUUGAAAUCACUGAAAUUUAGGUCAAUUGUGGACAAUUUAAAAAGGCCUUUAUUUUGGAAGGCAACAUCAAAAUGACUUGAUAUUGAUAUGGUAUCACUGUGGGAUUGUAUACUGUAGCUCUAAAGUGGAAUUACCCUUUGGAAACAGCACUUUUCCAUUUCAGAGCAUUUUGAAAUUACUGUUAUAGCAUUUUGAAAUCACUGAAAAUUGGGUCAAUUGUGGACAAUUUAAAAAUGCCUUUAUUUUAGAAAGCAACAUCAGAAUGACUUGAUAUUGAUAUGGUAUCACUGUGGGGUUGCAUACUGUAGAUCUAAAGUGGAAUUAACCUGUGGAAACAGCAAUUUUCCAUUUUAGAGCAUUUUGAAUUCACUGUUAUAGCAUUUUGAAAUCACUAAAAAUUAGGUCAGUUGUGGACAAUUUAAAAAUGCCUUUAUUUUGGAAAACAACAUCAGAAUUACUUGAUAUUGAUAUGGUAUCACUGUGGGGUUGUGUACUGCAGAUCCAAAUAGGAAUUACCCUGUGGAAAUAGCACUUUUCCAUUUUAGAGCAUUUUGAAAUCACUGAAAAUUAGGUCAAUUGUGGACAAUUUAAAAAGGCCUUUAUUUUGGAAACCAACAUCAGAAUGACUUGAUAUUGAUAUGGUAUCACUGUGGGGUUGUAUACUGUAGAUCUAAGGUGGAAAUACCCUGUGGAAACAGCAAUUUUCCAUUUUAGAGCAUUUUGAAAUCACUGUUAUAGCAUUUUGAAAUCACUGAAAAUUAGGUCAAUUGUGGACAAUUUAAAAAGGCCUUUAUUUUGGAAGGCAACAUCAGAAUGACUUGAUAUUGAUAUGGUAUCACUGUGGGGUUGUAUAUGGUAGAUCUAAAGUGGAAUUAACCUGUGGAAACAGCACUUUUCCAUUUCAGAGCAUUUUGAAAUUACUGUUAUAGCAUUUUGAAAUCACUGAAAAUUGGGUCAAUUGUGGACAAUUUAAAAAGGCCUUUAUUUUGGAAGGCAACAUCAGAACGACUUGAUAUUGAUAUGGUAUCACUGUGGGGUUUCAUACUGUAGAUCUAAAGUGGAAUUACCCUGUGGAAACAGCACUUUUCCAUUUCAGAGCAUUUUGAAAUCACUGAAAAUUAGGUCAGUUGUGGACAAUUUAAAAUUGCCUUUAUUUUGGAAAGCAACAUCAGAAUUACUUGAUAUUGAUAUGGUAUCACUGUGGGGUUGUGUACUGCAGAUAUAAAUUGGAAUUACCCUGUGGAAAUAGCACUUUUCUAUUUUAGAGCAUUUUGAAAUCACUGAAAAUUAGGUCAAUUGUGGACAAUUUAAAAAGGCCUUUAUUUUGGAAAGCAACAUCAGAAUGACUUGAUAUUGAUAUGGUAUCACUGUGGGGUUGUAUACUGUAUAUCUAAAGUGGAAUUAACCUGUGGAAACAGCAAUUUUCCAUUUUAGAGCAUUUUGAAAUCACUGUUAUAGCAUUUUGAAAUCACUGAAAAUUAUGUCAGUUUUGGACAAUUUAAAAAUGCUUUUAUUUUGGAAAACAACAUCAGAAUUACUUGAUAUUAAUAUGGUAUCACUGUGGGGUUGUGUACUGCAGAUCUAAAUUGGAAUUACCCUGUGGAAAUAGCACUUUUCCAUUUUAGAGCAUUUUAAAAUCACUGAAAAUUAGGUCAAUUGUGGACAAUUUAAAAAGGCCUUUAUUUUGGAAACCAACAUCAGAAUGACUUGAUAUUGAUAUGGUAUCACUGUGGGGUUGUAUACUGUAGAUCUAAAGUUGAAUUACCCUGUGGAAACAGCAAUUUUCCAUUUUAGAGCAUUUUGAAAUUACUGAAAAUUAGGUCAAUUGUGGACAAUUUAAAAAUGCCUUUAUUUUGGAAAGCAACAUCAGAAUUACUUGAUAUUGAUAUGGUAUCACUGUGGGGUUGUCUACUGCAUAUCUAAAUUGGAAUUACCCUGUGGAAAUAGCACUUUUCCAUUUUAGAGCAUUUUGAAAUCACUGAAAAUUAGGUCAAUUGUGGACAAUUUAAAAAGGCCUUUAUUUUGGAAAGCAACAUUAGAAAGACUUUAUAUUGAUAUGGAAUCACUGUGGGGUUGUAUACUGUAGAUCUAAAGUGGAAUUACCCUGUGGAAAAAGCAAUUUUCCAUUUUAGAGCAUUUUGAAAUCACUGUUAUAGCAUUUUGAAAUUACUGAAAAUUAGGUCAAUUGUGGACAAUUUAAAAAUGCCUUUAUUUUGGAAAGCAACAUCAGAAUUACUUGAUAUUGAUAUGGUAUCACUGUGGGGUUGUGUACUGUAGAUCUAAAUUGGAAUUACCCUGUGGAAAUAGCACUUUUCCAUUUUAGAGCAUUUUGAAAUCACUGAAAGAUAGGUCAAUUGUGGACAAUUUAAAAACGCCUUUAUUUUGGAAAGCAACAUCAGAAUUACUUGAUAUUGAUGUGGUAUCACUGUGGGGUUGUGUACUGUAGAUCUAAAUUGGAAUUAACCUGUGGAAAUAGCACUUUUCCAUUUUAGAGCAUUUUGAAAUCACUGUUAUAGCAUUUUGAAAUCACUGAAAUUUAGGUCAAUUGUGGACAAUUUAAAAAGGCCUUUAUUUUGGAAGGCAACAUCAAAAUGACUUGAUAUUGAUAUGGUAUCACUGUGGGGUUGUAUACUGUAGCUCUAAAGUGGAAUUACCCUUUGGAAACAGCACUUUUCCAUUUCAGAGCAUUUUGAAAUCACUGAAAAUUGGGUCAAUUGUGGACAAUUUAAAAAUGCCUUUAUUUUAGAAAGCAACAUCAGAAUUACUUGAUAUUGAUAUGGUAUCACUGUGGGGUUGUGUACUGCAGAUAUAAAUUGGAAUUACCCUGUGGAAAUAGCAGUUUUCUAUUUUAGAGCAUUUUGAAAUCACUGAAAAUUAGGUCAAUUGUGGACAAUUUUAAAAGGCCUUUAUUUUGGAAAGCAACAUCAGAAUGACUUGAUAUUGAUAUGGUAUCAAUGUGGGGUUGUAUACUGUAGAUCUAAAGUGGAAUUAACCUGUGGAAACAGCAAUUUUCCAUUUUAGAGCAUUUUGAAUUCACUGUUAUAGCAUUUUGAAAUAACUGAAACUUAGGUCAAUUGUGGACAAUUUAAAAAGGCCUUUAUUUUGGAAAGCAACAUCAGAAUGAGUUGAUAUUGAUAUGGUAUCACUGUGGGGUUGUAUACUGUAGACCUAAAGUGGAAUUACCCUGUGGAAACAGCAAUUUUCCAUUUUAGAGCAUUUUGAAAUCACUGUUAUAGCAUUUUGAAAUCACUAAAAAUUAGGUCAGUUGUGGACAAUUUAAAAAUGCCUUUAUUUUGGAAAACAACAUCAGAAUUACUUGAUAUUGAUAUGGUAUCAAUGUGGGGUUGUAUACUGUAGAUCUAAAGUGGAAAUACCCUGUGGAAACAGCAAUUUUCCAUUUUAGAGCAUUUUGAAAUCACUGUUAUAGCAUUUUGAAAUCACUGAAAAUUAGGUCAAUUGUGGACAAUUUAAAAAGGCCUUUAUUUUGGAAGGCAACAUCAGAAUGACUUGAUAUUGAUAUGGUAUCACUGUGGGGUUGUAUACUGUAGAUCUAAAGUGGAAAUAACCUGUGGAAACAGCAAGUUUCCAUUUUAGAGCAUUUUGAAAUCGCUGUUAUAGCAUUUUGAAAUCACUUAAAAUUAGGUCAAUUGUGGACAAUUUAAAAAGGCCUUUAUUUUGGAAAGCAACAUCAGAAUGACUUGAUAUUGAUAUGGUAUCACUGUGGGGUUGUGUACUGCAGAUCUAAAUUGGAAUUACCCUGUGGAAAUAGCACUUUUCUAUUUUAGAGCAUUUUGAAAUCACUGAAAAUUAGGUGAAUUGUGGAAUAUUUAAAAAGGCCUUUAUUUUGGAAGGCAACAUCAGAAUGACUUGAUAUUGAUAUGGUAUCACUGUGGGGUUGUAUACUGUAGAUCUAAAGUGAAAAUAACCUGUGGAAACAGCAAGUUUCCAUUUUAGAGCAUUUUGAAAUCGCUGUUAUAGCAUUUUGAAAUCACUUAAAAUUAGGUCAAUUGUGGACAAUUUAAAAAGGCCUUUAUUUUGGAAAGCAACAUCAGAAUGACUUGAUAUUGAUAUGGUAUCACUGUGGGGUUGUGUACUGCAGAUCUAAAUUGGAAUUACCCUGUGGAAAUAGCAGUUUUCCAUUUUAGAGCAUUUUGAAAUCACUGAAAAUUAGGUGAAUUGUGGACAAUUUAAAAAGGCCUUUAUUUUGGAAGGCAACAUCAGAAUGACUUGAUAUUGAUAUGGUAUCACUGUGGGGUUGUAUACUGUAGUUCUAAAGUGGAAUUACCCUUUGGAAACAGCACUUUUCCAUUUUAGAGCAUUUUGAAAUUACUGUUAUAGAAUUUUGAAAUCACUGAAAAUUAGGUCAGUUGUGGACAUUUUAAAAUGCCUUUAUUUUGGAAAGCAACAUCAGAAUGACUUGAUAUUGAUAUGGUAUCACUGUGGGGUUGUGUACUGCAGAUCUAAAUUGGAAUUACCCUGUGGAAAUAGCACUUUUCCAUUUUAGAGCAUUUUGAAAUCACUGAAAAUUAGGUGAAUUGUGGACAAUUUAAAAAGGCCUUUAUUUUGGAAGGCAACAUCAGAAUGACUUGAUAUUGAUAUGGUAUCACUGUGGGGAUGUUUACUGCAGAUCUAAAUUGGAAUUACCCUGUGGAAAUAGCACUUUUCCAUUUUAGAGCAUUUUGAAAUCACUGUUAUAGCAUUUUGAAAUCACUGAAAAUUAGGUCAGUUGUGGACAUUUAAAAAUGCCUUUAUUUUGGAAAGCAACAUCAGAAUUCCUUGAUAUUGAUAUGGUAUCACUGUGGGGAUGUUUACUGCAGAUCUAAAUUGGAAUUACCCUGUGGAAAUAGCACUUUUCCAUUUUAGAGCAUUUUGAAAUCACUGUUAUAGCAUUUUGAAAUCACUGAAAAUUAGGUCAAUUGUGGACAAUUUAAAAAGGCCUUUAUUUUGGAAGGCAACAUCAGAAUGACUUGAUAUUGAUAUGGUAUCACUGUGGGGUUUCAUACUGUAGAUCUAAAGUGGAAUUACCCUGUGAAAACAGCAAUUUUCCAUUUUAGAGCAUUUUGAAAUCACUGUUAUAGCAUUUUCAAAUCACUGAAAAUUAGGUCAGUUGUGGACAAUUUAAAAAUGCCUUUAUUUUGGAAAGCAACAUCAGAAUUACUUGAUAUUGAUAUGGUAUCACUGUGGGGUUGUGUACUGCAGAUCUAAAUUGGAAUUACCCUGUGGAAAAAGCAAUUUUCCAUUUUAGAGCAUUUUGAAAUCACUGUUAUAGCAUUUUGAAAUUACUGAAAAUUAGGUCAAUUGUGGACAAUUUAAAAAUGCCUUUAUUUUGGAAAGCAACAUCAGAAUUACUUGAUAUUGAUAUGGUAUCACUGUGGGGUUGUAUACUGUAGAUCUAAAUUGGAAUUACCCUGUGGAAAUAGCACUUUUCCAUUUUAGAGCAUUUUGAAAUCACUGUUAUAGCAUUUUGAAAUAACUGAAACUUAGGUCAAUUGUGGACAAUUUAAAAAGGCCUUUAUUUUGGAAGGCAACAUCAAAAUGACUUGAUAUUGAUAUGGUAUCACUGUGGGGUUGUAUACUGUAGCUCUAAAGUGGAAUUACCCUUUGGAAACAGCACUUUUCCAUUUCAGAGCAUUUUGAAAUCACUGAAAAUUGGGUCAAUUGUGGACAAUUUAAAAAUGCCUUUAUUUUAGAAAGCAACAUCAGAAUUACUUGAUAUUGAUAUGGUAUCACUGUGGGGUUGUGUACUGCAGAUAUAAAUUGGAAUUACCCUGUGGAAAUAGCAGUUUUCUAUUUUAGAGCAUUUUGAAAUCACUGAAAAUUAGGUCAAUUGUGGACAAUUUUAAAAGGCCUUUAUUUUGGAAAGCAACAUCAGAAUGACUUGAUAUUGAUAUGGUAUCAAUGUGGGGUUGUAUACUGUAGAUCUAAAGUGGAAUUAACCUGUGGAAACAGCAAUUUUCCAUUUUAGAGCAUUUUGAAUUCACUGUUAUAGCAUUUUGAAAUAACUGAAACUUAGGUCAAUUGUGGACAAUUUAAAAAGGCCUUUAUUUUGGAAAGCAACAUCAGAAUGACUUGAUAUUGAUAUGGUAUCAAUGUGGGGUUGUAUACUGUAGAUCUAAAGUGGAAUUAACCUGUGGAAACAGCAAUUUUCCAUUUUAGAGCAUUUUGAAUUCACUGUUAUAGCAUUUUGAAAUAACUGAAACUUAGGUCAAUUGUGGACAAUUUAAAAAGGCCUUUAUUUUGGAAAGCAACAUCAGAAUGAGUUGAUAUUGAUAUGGUAUCACUGUGGGGUUGUGUACUGUAGACCUAAAGUGGAAUUACCCUGUGGAAACAGCAAUUUUCCAUUUUAGAGCAUUUUGAAAUCACUGUUAUAGCAUUUUGAAAUCACUAAAAAUUAGGUCAGUUGUGGACAAUUUAAAAAUGCCUUUAUUUUGGAAAACAACAUCAGAAUUACUUGAUAUUGAUAUGGUAUCAAUGUGGGGUUGUAUACUGUAGAUCUAAAGUGGAAAUACCCUGUGGAAACAGCAAUUUUCCAUUUUAGAGCAUUUUGAAAUCACUGUUAUAGCAUUUUGAAAUCACUGAAAAUUAGGUCAAUUGUGGACAAUUUAAAAAGGCCUUUAUUUUGGAAGGCAACAUCAGAAUGACUUGAUAUUGAUAUGGUAUCACUGUGGGGUUGUAUACUGUAGAUCUAAAGUGGAAAUAACCUGUGGAAACAGCAAGUUUCCAUUUUAGAGCAUUUUGAAAUCGCUGUUAUAGCAUUUUGAAAUCACUUAAAAUUAGGUCAAUUGUGGACAAUUUAAAAAGGCCUUUAUUUUGGAAAGCAACAUCAGAAUGACUUGAUAUUGAUAUGGUAUCACUGUGGGGUUGUGUACUGCAGAUCUAAAUUGGAAUUACCCUGUGGAAAUAGCACUUUUCUAUUUUAGAGCAUUUUGAAAUCACUGAAAAUUAGGUGAAUUGUGGAAUAUUUAAAAAGGCCUUUAUUUUGGAAGGCAACAUCAGAAUGACUUGAUAUUGAUAUGGUAUCACUGUGGGGUUGUAUAUGGUAGAUCUAAAGUGGAAUUAACCUGUGGAAACAGCACUUUUCCAUUUUAGAGCAUUUUGAAAUCACUGUUAUAGCAUUUUGAAAUCACUGAAAAUUAGGUCAAUUGUGGACAAUUUAAAAAGGCCUUUAUUUUGGAAGGCAACAUCAGAAUGACUUGAUAUUGAUAUGGUAUCACUGUGGGGUUGUAUACUGUAGAUCUAAAGUGGAAAUAACCUGUGGAAACAGCAAGUUUCCAUUUUAGAGCAUUUUGAAAUCGCUGUUAUAGCAUUUUGAAAUCACUUAAAAUUAGGUCAAUUGUGGACAAUUUAAAAAGGCCUUUAUUUUGGAAAGCAACAUCAGAAUGACUUGAUAUUGAUAUGGUAUCACUGUGGGGUUGUGUACUGCAGAUCUAAAUUGGAAUUACCCUGUGGAAAUAGCACUUUUCUAUUUUAGAGCAUUUUGAAAUCACUGAAAAUUAGGUGAAUUGUGGAAUAUUUAAAAAGGCCUUUAUUUUGGAAGGCAACAUCAGAAUGACUUGAUAUUGAUAUGGUAUCACUGUGGGGUUGUAUACUGUAGAUCUAAAGUGGAAUUACCCUGUGGAAACAGCAAUUUUCCAUUUUAGAGCAUUUUGAAUUGUGGACAAUUUAAAAAGGCCUUUAUUUUGGAAAGCAACAUCAGAAUGACUUGAUAUUGAUAUGGUAUCACUGUGGGGUUGUAUACUGUAGAUCUAAAGUGAAAAUAACCUGUGGAAACAGCAAGUUUCCAUUUUAGAGCAUUUUGAAAUCGCUGUUAUAGCAUUUUGAAAUCACUUAAAAUUAGGUCAAUUGUGGACAAUUUAAAAAGGCCUUUAUUUUGGAAAGCAACAUCAGAAUGACUUGAUAUUGAUAUGGUAUCACUGUGGGGUUGUGUACUGCAGAUCUAAAUUGGAAUUACCCUGUGGAAAUAGCAGUUUUCCAUUUUAGAGCAUUUUGAAAUCACUGAAAAUUAGGUGAAUUGUGGACAAUUUAAAAAGGCCUUUAUUUUGGAAGGCAACAUCAGAAUGACUUGAUAUUGAUAUGGUAUCACUGUGGGGUUGUAUACUGUAGUUCUAAAGUGGAAUUACCCUUUGGAAACAGCACUUUUCCAUUUUAGAGCAUUUUGAAAUUACUGUUAUAGAAUUUUGAAAUCACUGAAAAUUAGGUCAGUUGUGGACAUUUUAAAAUGCCUUUAUUUUGGAAAGCAACAUCAGAAUGACUUGAUAUUGAUAUGGUAUCACUGUGGGGUUGUGUACUGCAGAUCUAAAUUGGAAUUACCCUGUGGAAAUAGCACUUUUCCAUUUUAGAGCAUUUUGAAAUCACUGAAAAUUAGGUGAAUUGUGGACAAUUUAAAAAGGCCUUUAUUUUGGAAGGCAACAUCAGAAUGACUUGAUAUUGAUAUGGUAUCACUGUGGGGUUGUAUA